AUGUCGACUACCGUUGUGCAUAGGGUCAUGGACCACGGAGAACAGCAGAAAGUCCACCCUUUCUUCGGGAGUUUCAGAAAAACAAGCAAGACACCAGAUCCAGCAUCUUUACAUUCAGUUAACGAGACAACGACAGAUCAUUCCGCAGCUCACAAGCAAACACCUAGUCCUAGGGCCCAACAACUAUACAAUGGACCAAAGCCAGAGGAUAAUACUCUUGAGGAAGAUCCUAACACCGAAAGGCGAAAACGGGUGAAGACAUCCACACCAGUGGCGGCGCUCGAAGUCGAUGAACCAACACGAACCCGAUCUGAAAACACUCCGGUGCCUAGAGAUCAACCGUCACUGCCUCCCAGGAAAUUGUUGAAACUCAAUGCUAAUGGAAAAUUAUUGAGCUCGCCGCCUGCUCAAAAAGUCGAGGCCGUUGCAAAUAGGAAAGCUGAGGAAAGACGAAAAUCGAGCCGCAAAAGAAAUGACACUAAGAGAAUUGUCAUCAAAUAUGAAAAGGGAUCGGAAAUUGGAAAGAGAAUUGGCGGCAUAAUCAAUGGCAGAGAACGAUAUACUGCUUCCCAAAAGCCGGCUGCAGAAGACAAUACGACGAUCAAGACUAGUACGAAGCCCCCAAAGGCCACCCAUCCUUUUUUCUUGUCCAAGAAACCUGCAACCAAAGCUUCAAUAGAGGCCUCGCUACCCACAGUAGCCUCGGAGAGUCAGCAGAACUCCGCAAAAAGUAUUGCCUCUAUUCAGUCUUCUACCAAAAAUACGUUCUCCCGAUCACUUUUCACCAAACAUCCUGAACCAGUCCCGCCUGUAUGGCCUCCUAGAGACCUUGUUCAUGUACGAGGGGUAGCACAUGAAGUUCGCGACAAGUUUGAAGAAACGAACUUCAGCCAAAAGAAAAACAAGCAACGCACUGUGCAAAUUGAUGAUGCCGAGAACAUUUUACUUUACGAGUCUCAAAAAGCUCGGAGCGAGAUGCAAUUCCAAAUGUCAGAGUCAAACGAGCCUGUUCUCCGUGUUCCGCUCCGUUGUACUAUUAGCGGACAGACGCUACGAAAGAGUAUGAAAAGCAAAGUAUUGCAUAGCGCUGAGUCCAGAUCCAAACAAGGGUCCGGCUAUCUAGGGGAAGAAGGGAGAGCUCAUCCAUGUAUUGCCAAGCUUUACGCUUCUAUUGCAACAUCCACAACAUCAUUUGAUAGUGGGGUUUGCGACACGGUGCAAUGGGCACAAAAGUAUACCCCAAAAUGUGCUGAAGAUGUGCUUCAAGCUGGCCCUGAAGCCCGGAUGUUACGUGACUGGCUUAAAAAUCUUACGGUGUCUUCAGUGGGCACCGGAGAUAUGUCCUCAGAUACGAACAAAAAGAAAUCCUCGGGAGGCCACAAGUCCAAGAAACGCAAAACCGCGGACAAGCUUGAGGGUUUCAUUGUAUCUAGUGAGGAUGAAGCUUCCGAAAUGGACGAACUUGAAGACUCGGAGGAAGACGAGCUGGCUGGUAGAGUGACUGUGUCAUCAAAGCGCACUGUCAUUCGAGUUGGUGAUUCUAUAGGGAAAUUCAAAAAAGGAGAGAAGGGGCGUUUGACAAAUGCGGUCCUGAUUAGUGGUCCUCAUGGCUGUGGCAAGUCAGCGUCGGUCUAUGCUGUAGCCAAGGAACUAGAUUUUGAGGUCUUCGAAAUCAAUAGCGGUACUCGACGCAGUGCCAAAGAUAUUUUGGAACGUGUCGGUGAUAUGACGCAAAACCAUCUUGUUCGACUGGAAGGAAAGGAAGAAGAAUCCGACACUAACAUUCAUACUACAGGCCUUGGGUCGCCCGAUGCAAGACAAAAUACCGUGAAUAUGUUCUUCAAACCGGCCGCUCAGUCUAAAGCAAAGGACAAUCGAAGCAAAUUGAAAGGAAAUGCAAAAAGAGAGAAUUCUCAGGAGACUUCGACCACGCCAUCUCGUUCACAAAAACAAUCUCUCGUACUCUUAGAAGAAGUUGAUGUUUUGUUCGAAGAGGACAAACAAUUCUGGAUUGGAAUACUGGCGCUUAUUGAACAGUCUAAACGUCCUGUGAUCAUGACAUGCAAUAAUGAGGGCCUCGUUCCUCUACAUGAACUCUCUUUGCAUGCGAUAUUCCGAUAUCGCGCACCGCCGCCAAGUCUUGCCAUUGACUAUAUGCUACUUAUUGCUGCAAAUGAAGGUCAUAUGCUGAGCCGCGAAGCUGUAAGCAGCCUCUACUCAGCUUUGCGUCAAGACCUUCGAAGGUCUAUUAUGCAAUUGGAUUUUUGGUGUCAAAUGGCCGUUGGUAGCCAAAAAUGCGGAAUUGAUUGGAUCCUCGACCGAUGGCCAAUUGGAUCUGAUAUUGACUCUCACGGUAAUAAACUCAAAGUGAUAAGUCUGCAUACAUAUCAAUGUUGUAUGGGCUGGUUCAGUCGUGACAUUGCCUUAGUCGACAAGAGCUUGGUAAAAGACUCCGAGCUGUUACUCGAAGGGUUGGAUUGGUGGCAGCUUGACAUUGACGCAGCAGAUGAAGAUGUGUGGUGGACCAAUUAUCUUUCUCAACCUCGCCAGCAUCAAAAGCGUAUUGAUCAAUUGCAGGACGUGAUGACACUGGCCGACAGUCACAGUGCCUUCGAUGUCCUUUCCCGCAAUUGGUCAUUAGAUCAGAACAAGGAUAAUCUCGACACCACUAUCCUUGACAUCUCCACGAAAGAGAAAGCCAACUUUCAGGAAGACUACCCAUUAUUAGUUGCGGAUUGCAAGUCUGACUAUACAGGUCUUUCGUCUGAUAUUGGAUCGACAGCAUACGCGUUGAUGCGGCGUAUAACACUGGGCGAAAACUCACAAGACGACUCUUUGACUACUGAUCGUGUCUUGGCAAGGCAGUCCGAGUCGAAAUCUACACCCUUCUUGUCCACGACCUACUACGAUGCCUUUGAACCCAUGAUGCGAGCACCCGAUUUGGUUCCACAAGCCACUGGCCGUAUAGCUCCUUCAUUCGAAAACGGUGUCUCUGCGAUAGCUGAAGACAUAGCCCCGUACAUCCGGUCUAUAACGGCAUAUGACCUGCGCCUUGAGCGCUAUAGAGCCGAAUUGAGUGGGCUUACGUCGUCAGGGUCAACGAAAAGAAAAGCGAGAACCACUAGAGCUAGUCGAGCCGCGCUCGAGGGAGGGAGUAAAUCUCAUACUCGCAGAGAGAGAUGGUUUCCAGUCGAUGCGAACCCUAAACGGAUCCUCGCCACUGGUUCCAAGAGUUGGGAGGACGCACUUGCUCAAACAGGUAAUCUUAUCGUCUUUCCAGCUCUGUCGCGAACCAGGGAGAACACUCUUACGGAAUCGGAUGACUCUCAGAGCACGGAUGCUGAGGGUGAGAACACACCAGGGCAACUACUAACAGAAUGAGAGACUAAUGGCAGGGGAGCGA
Talaromyces stipitatus ATCC 10500 is the source of this 3403-nucleotide messenger RNA. RefSeq lists its product as uncharacterized. The coding region runs from base 1 to 3381 and encodes 1126 amino acids. The transcript is spliced from 3 exons. Gene Ontology annotation, molecular function: DNA binding; ATP binding; ATP hydrolysis activity. NCBI's taxonomy places the organism in Eukaryota, Fungi, Ascomycota, Eurotiomycetes, Eurotiales, Trichocomaceae. The record is from RefSeq and is a predicted model, not a curated record. Gene Ontology annotation, cellular component: nucleus.